AACCGACUUUCCAUCAACAAAACCACAUUUUUCAUCAAGUCUAUCAUCUAAGAUGGCUCGUACCAAGCAGACUGCCCGUAAGUCCACUGGUGGCAAGGCUCCCCGUAAGCAGCUCGCUUCCAAGGCCGCCCGCAAGGCCGCUCCUUCUACCGGAGGUGUCAAGAAGCCCCACCGCUACAAGCCCGGUACCGUCGCUCUCCGUGAGAUCCGUCGCUACCAGAAGUCCACUGAGCUCCUGAUCCGCAAGCUCCCCUUCCAGCGUCUGGUUCGUGAGAUCGCCCAGGAUUUCAAGUCCGAUCUCCGCUUCCAGUCCUCUGCCAUCGGUGCUCUCCAGGAGUCCGUUGAGGCCUACCUCGUCUCUCUCUUCGAGGACACCAACCUGUGCGCCAUCCACGCCAAGCGUGUCACCAUCCAGUCCAAGGACAUCCAGCUGGCCCGUCGUCUCCGUGGCGAGCGCUCUUAAUUUUCCUCUUUGAAAGAGC
Molecule: messenger RNA, 482 nt
Organism: Penicillium paradoxum
Lineage: Eukaryota; Fungi; Ascomycota; Eurotiomycetes; Eurotiales; Aspergillaceae
Gene: hhtA
Product: histone H3
Exons: 3
Coding region: 53-463 (136 amino acids)
Biological process (GO): rRNA transcription
Cellular component (GO): nucleosome
Molecular function (GO): DNA binding; structural constituent of chromatin; protein heterodimerization activity
Source: RefSeq, a predicted model, not a curated record